ACAUUUUAGGUCUUUUUGUGUUUGUCUGUGUUUGUGAAUUGGGUUGUUAUUAUUCAAGAUGCCCGAGCCAGCCAAGUCAGCACCGGCCCCGAAAAAGGGCUCCAAGAAGGCGGUGACCAAGGCGCAGAAGAAGGACGGCAAGAAGCGCAAGCGCAGCCGCAAGGAGAGCUACUCGGUGUACGUGUACAAGGUGCUGAAGCAGGUGCACCCCGACACGGGCAUCUCGUCCAAGGCCAUGGGCAUCAUGAACUCGUUCGUCAACGACAUCUUCGAGCGCAUCGCGGGCGAGGCGUCCCGCCUGGCGCACUACAACAAGCGCUCGACCAUCACGUCCAGGGAGAUCCAGACGGCCGUGCGCCUGCUGCUGCCCGGGGAGCUGGCCAAGCACGCCGUGUCCGAGGGCACCAAGGCCGUCACCAAGUACACCAGCUCCAAGUGAGCUUGCCAAGUAAGCGUCCUGUCAUCCAACCCCAAAGGCUCUUUUCAGAGCCACUUCCAUUCUCAUUCAAAGAGUUGUAAUAUUAAGUAUUUCUCUUAAUUGGUGUAGGUAGGGCACACACACACACACACACAAAUGCUAUUAGCAUGUAAGGUAUUAAGAGUCCCAAGGGCUCGUGUCUCAAUCGCCAGGUUUCCGCACUACCACAUACCAUCUCCAGUGUCCACGGUAAAUAACACUUGACAAGGAAUUACCUUGGAGACUGUCCUCAAAUGAGGAAUAUCCUAACACCACGUAUUGAAGCCUGGAAGUCCUUUACUGCUUUAAAGUUUUUCUUUAUAGUGUCCGUGUUAUAGAGCUUGGAGCUUUGCACUCUAGUCCAUAUUUUCCUAUUUGCUUGUGGGAUGUUUGCCUCCCAAGUCUCCAUUCACAUUCAUUUAACAGGAUAUGACUACUUCACAUUUGAAAGCAUUUGUUUAUUGCAUUUUGUCUGUUUUUCCUUGAUUUCAAGGGACUAACAGUCUCAAGUUUACCGCCUUGAGUUCUUCCAGGUAGGGGAAAGUAUUCUAGGAUACAGAAGAGAAUUGAAUUUGAGGCCAGCUGCAGUUCAAAAGAGUAUGGGGUUUCCUCUCAGUCUAACCAAGCCUUUCUUCUUAGGUGACUCAGGACACUUUAGGAAAGCUGAACAAAGAAUACACCCAGAAAAGAGAUGAGAUAUAUAGGCCAGUGCUGGAGAGAGGAUAUCAUUCACAUGAAAGUACUUACUAAAGUGUUGAGAAAUCUACUGGGUUUGAAGUGUCUUUGAAUUUUAUUCUGAGACCAGAGUCAGAAGACUUUGGUAGGAAUGUUCUGCUAUGUAAAUGAUCUUUGGUUCUCACGCCCACUGUGUCUCACUUUAUAAAAUGAGACUUAAUGAAACAUUGCUAUUUAGUAAUAAAUUACUAUAAUAAAGUAUGGACACUUGUGAAAACAAUUGCAAUUUAUAAUAAAAAUACACAUUUAAGAGGGAUUUGCAAUGUAGAAGGUUUUUAUAAACAUUAUCAUCUAAAAUUUUCCAUUUCUCCUACACUUCAUAUAUAAUAAAUGAAAGCUUUUAAAGUAGAAUUAUAAUCAGAAGUAAUAAUACUACAAUGAGUGAAGCAAAUGUUACUCCAUGAAAUUAGAGUUGCUGCUCUUUAAAUCCAGGCAUCCUAAACACAAGGAAAAAAGUAAAUGUAAAAUGCUGUCCUCAGAACUACAGAAAUUUGAACAUUAUGGGAGCCUGCAAUAUUUAGGAAGAAUUUACAUGCAUCUAUAGUAAUUCUGAUAAUAUUUACACAUUUAAAUUUACAUAUAUGUGUAGUUAUAAUGUUAACCUCAAUGAAUAUAGAAUCAAUUAUUCAGCUAUGGGGGUGUAUUAAUUUAUUUCCUAUUGCUGGUUUGACAGUAUCAGAAAUUUAUGCCUUACAUUAGUACAGAUUUCUAAUUUCAUAAAUCUGUAGAUCAGCAUUUGGGUAUGGAUCUCACUGAGCUGAAAUCAAGGUGUCAGGAAUUCUGCAUUCUUCUCUGGGUUCUCUCAAAAUAAACCUCUUGGCUUGCCAUUUCCAGAUUCUAGAGGCUAUCCUCUUUCCUUGGCUCAAGGGCCCCUUUUCUCAAUUUUCAAAGCCAACCAGCCAUCUCUGGCCAGACCCUCAGGCUGUUAUCUCUCUGGUUCUGUCCUCAGAUUCCCUCUUCUAAUUUUAAGUAUCUAUGUGAUUACACUGGGUUCACUUGGAUAAUCCAGGAUAAUCUCCCUUUAAAAAAUCAGGUGAUUAGCAAUCUUACUGCCACCUGCAACAUUAAUUGUCCUCUGUCCUGGAACCCAGCAUAUUCAUAGACCUGUAGAGGUUAGCAGUUAAAGAUAAUUGGGAUGACAUUUCUAUGCCUUGCACCGCAGGUCACAUUUUUAAAAAAAUCGGAUAGAAAGCUAUGUACUUUCUGUCCUACAAGUGGAAAGAAUAUAUGGAUACACUACUAUAUAUAUUUUCAGGAUAUUCUUGAAUUCCGAGAAAGGUCAUUACCAUGUUUAGAUAUUUGUUUAGUUCUGGGAAUAUAUAAAGCAAAAAUUGACUAGGACAGUAGAAGCUUAUGUAUACAUCUGCCUGGUAUUUUUAGAAAUCACCCUUUUACACUUCUCUCCUUGUUGCAUUUGUUUUGUUUGAAAAUGUAUAUAUUCUUUUGUAUGUUGUUUUGUGUGUGUGUGUGUGUGUGUGUGUGUGUGUACACGCGCGCACACGCAUUUGUGCUGUGUAGGGAGUAGAAAGUUUGUUAUUCAUGGGAGAAGUUUUACAAGAAUAUAAGAUAGUUUUAAUUCUUUCCUACGUAGGUUGAAGCCCUAAAAAUAUUUUCUAUGUGCAAUCUUAGCACUUAACUCAUGUGGCAUACCAUUCACAGCCAUUUAAAACUUGAAGUAGGUUUCUAAUUACAAGGACAAAAGUGUAAAUUCCCAUUAUCAUUAUUAUACAUAUCUGCAUAUGCCAGGGGAGUGGUAGUGUUACUAGAAUGACAUAUGCAUUUUAAAAAAAUAUUUAUUUAUUUAUUUAUUUAUUUGUCAGAGAGAGCGAGAGAGAGAGCAAGCAGGAACAGGCUGAAGGGCAGAGGGAGAAGCCGACUCCCUAUUGAGCAGGGAACUCGAUGUGGAACUCAACCCUGGGACCCUGGGACCUUGUGCCCAAAGCAGACACUUAGCCAACUGAGCCUCCCAGGCAGCCACAUAUAAAGUUUUUUUAAUUUAAAAAGAAUUUUUGUAGAACAGAAAUUAGCUCAUAUAAAGUCCACCCAGGAGGAAAAU
Molecule: messenger RNA, 3248 nt
Organism: Mustela lutreola (European mink)
Lineage: Eukaryota; Metazoa; Chordata; Mammalia; Carnivora; Mustelidae
Product: histone H2B type 1-C/E/F/G/I
Exons: 1
Coding region: 59-439 (126 amino acids)
Cellular component (GO): nucleosome
Molecular function (GO): protein heterodimerization activity; DNA binding; structural constituent of chromatin
Source: RefSeq, a predicted model, not a curated record